AUGGUGAUAUCCGUGUCCGAUCCGGCGGCACUCAAACCACAUGUUGUUAACAUCACUGGUCCGCUAGUCCGAGUUUUGGGUGAUCGUUAUCCGGCCAGCGUCAAACUGGCUGUGCUAGAUGCUUUGAGUAAAUUGUUGGAUAAGGUUGAUACAUUACUCCGUCCUUUCCUUCCCCAGCUACAGUCCACUUUCUUGAAAGCACUGCAAGAGCCGUCAUCACGACCUGUUCGACUUUCAGCCGGUGGGGCUCUUUCGCGUUUGUUACGAAUUCAUAUGAAACCGGAGCCGCUUGUUUGUGAAAUCUUGAAGUUAUUAGCCCAUUCACAGGACCAAUCUCUUCUUGAAACGACGUUUGUUGCUGCUCGUGCUUUAAUUGGUAAACUGACAGCCCCAUUGUCGGAUGCUACCAUUCAAGAAGGGUACCGAGUGUGCGAGCUACAAUAUACGGUACCCGUGGAUACUCCAACUGAGCUGGAUACUUCGCUGACCAUGUGUAGUGGCGCGUUCUAUGGUGAACUUGCCGUUAGGACAAACCAGUUCCAGUCGAAGAACAUCUUUAAAGACGUUGAAACCUGCUCAAAGCCACGCGUUCGUCAAGCUAUGGCCUAUGCUCUGCAGCAGAUGUGUCAGUCUGAUGCAGCUACAGUUUGGUCGGAAGCCCAGGCUGAAUGUCGCUCAGCCAUACAAGCUGCUCUCUCAGCAGACUCUACUGUAGCCUGUUCGGCUUUGCGUGCUGCGGCAUACAUCAUGAUAAGCGAGGGUCUAAGUCCUGACCGAGAACUUCUUUCUGCUGUGGGUCGUGCUUUGAGUCAUCAAGCCGUAGAAGUUCGACGAGUGGCUGCUGUCACACUAAGUCAUGUACUACAUCAAGCUCCUGGCCAGUUGGGGAAUGAUCUCUUGAAGCUCAUAGUCCCACACCUUGUCAAUGGAGCGAAAGAGAGCAACUCUGCAGUUCGCUCUGCUUCUGAAUUGGCUCUAGUAUAUGCAUUCCGCUUCCAGGAGGGGCAGGAUGGAUUUGAUGUAGGUUAUUUUAAUAUGCAGUUUACCUUUUUCAUGGCUUACGCUAAAGCAAGUAUUCGUUCACACUUUUCUUCCUUUGUAGCUUAAAG
Messenger RNA from Cylicostephanus goldi, 1109 nucleotides. The record is from the annotation of a GenBank genome assembly. Lineage: Eukaryota; Metazoa; Nematoda; Chromadorea; Rhabditida; Strongylidae.